UUCAAUAGAUUCAAGAUCCUAUUUUAAGGUUGUUUUUAAAUGUAAAAAUCUCAGCAAAUCCAUUGAAAAAAAUAAUAAUCUCAAGAAAUCCUUUAAUAAACAAUUUUUUAUUUAUGCCAUUUCCCUGGGCCAUAAAUAUGUGGCAGAGUUUCAAUUCUCCAAGCUGUUUGUCAAAAUGGGCAAGACAAGAAGAUGAAGAUGGAAGGAGACAAAUCAUCGCUGCACAUUUGUAUAGUCACAGCAAGAACUGUAUAGUUUAAAUCUUUGAAAACAGAGACUGAGGGAGGAGACAGGCUCAUUCAGAGAAUAAGUUUAAGGUUUUCUGAUUGAUGCCAUUUUGGAAAAUAAGCUCUAUUUAAUAACUUUGUUUGAUCCAAUUGUAGAUUUCAUAUUGCUGACCUAACUCUGUGAAAGCAGUAGCUCAACAAAAGGGGGUGGGAAAAAACAAGUCUCUCCCUGAGGAAAACACUCCGGUCUCUAAGUGAGCAGUAAAUCUGGCACUUAGGAGUGGUAGUGUGUGCUGGUGUGUGAAUUUGAGCGUGUAAAUGUACUGAGCGUCGCCUAGUCCAUAGCCUCAAGAGCUGUCAAAUGUUGCCUUGCUACACAACAUCCGUAACCCGUGACCCUUGUAACUCCUGUUAUGUUCUCGGCUCUGCAGACCCCUCAGAUUUCCCUCCAUUGGUCCCAGAUGACAGAUACCCCUGUCGUCCUAGUUUCUCCAAACUGCCCCGGUAGCCUUUGACCUCGCCCGGCAGCUCUGCCUCUGCGAACGCUGCCCUCGCAUUCCAGCCGAAGGAGCUGAAACCUGAGCCCGCGGUGAGCUCAUCACCCGGGCCGCGGAACCCAGAGUUAAGCGAUACCAAAAAAAAAAAAAAACUAGAGAAAAACCUGAGAGAGAAGAAGGGGGUGAGGCAGCCGUCGAGAGUGGGACAGGUCUGGAACUGGUUCUGUGCGCCUGCCUGCUGUGUCCUCCUCGAAGCAGGUCGAAUUACACCAGGGAGAGCCAGGAGUAAAGAGGAAGAAGCGUCUUUGAAUUCUCCCUGGCUUUUUUUUUUUUUUUUUUUUGUCCGUUUUGUUUCUUCUCCUUCGUGGCUUGACCAACUGAGCGGCUUCCUCUGAACUCACGGCGGCAGGAACCCACCGCACUCCGUCUGGGCUUUCAAGUUAGCGAGACUUGCUGCUCUCUUGCUCAUGCCUGGGAUGUGAGCGUAAACGCCGUGGGGUCGCGCUCUCUCUUCUCUCAGCUCCUCUGUUCUCCCUCUGACCCUGCCAUGACCACCAAGUGACCGAAGAUGGUCUCUGGAUCCAAAUGCCGCCCCCUGCGGGCUCCGCGGUGGUCUGGGACCAGCUGUGUGUGACGGACAGGCAAGCGAAGCCUGCGGCGGCCUACUCCUGUGAAUCUUCAAAUUGGCCCCGGCUGAGCUCUUUGUGGCGCGGCGAGUGAAGGGUCCCAACAUUGUUUGACGUCUCAGCAUGGAUGGAGUCACCGCCGUGAAUGAGGCUGUUGCUCUUCAGCUGAGGACUAGCAUUUAUGGGAUUACUGUCUUUGUUCCCAACUAACGGUAAAUUGUUGGUAGACUCUCCUUUGGUGGACAUUUUUGGCCAGGUCUGCUUUUUUUUGUUUUUGUUUUUUUUUGUGGAUACCAAAAUUGCCCUUUUUUGAGGGAAUAUAUUUUUAAAAUUUUUGGUUUUCCGUUUUUUGGUUUUCCACUAUGGAGUUUCUUUCUGGACCGUGGAAUAAAGAUUGGGCAUCAUUUUUGCAGUUUUGGUUGACUGUCAUCCUUAGCCUUCAAAUGCAGUUCAGCCCAAUUGCUUCUUGCCCCCAAGUGUGCCGUUGUGACAAAGCGUUUAUAUACUGCAACGAACGCAGCCUGACAUCAGUGCCUCUGGGGAUAGGGGAGGGCUACAGCAUCCUCUUCCUACACAACAACCAGAUCAACAAUGCCGGCUUCCCUAUGGAAUUUCACAAUCUAGAAUCCAUAGAAGUUGUUUAUCUGUAUGGCAACCAGCUGGAUGAAUUCCCCAUAAAUCUGCCCAAAAACACAAAAAUCCUGCAUCUUCAGGAAAACAACAUACAAACAAUCUCCAGAGCAGCCUUGGCUCAGCUGAGUAAACUUGAGGAAUUGCACCUUGAUGAUAACUCCAUCUCUACAGUGGGGGUGGAGGAAGGGGCCUUUAGGGAGGCGCAAAGCCUUAAGCUCCUUUUCCUUACCAAGAACCACUUAAGCAGUGUUCCUAUUGGCCUUCCUGAGGACCUGAAGGAGCUGCGGUUGGAUGAGAACCGCAUAGCUGUUAUUGCAGAGGAGGCCUUUCAGAAUGUGACGCGCCUGCAGCGUCUCCUGCUGGACGGGAACCUACUGACGGACGAGGGCAUAGCACCAGGGACUUUCAGGGACCUGGGCUCUCUCCGAGAGCUGGCUCUGGCUAGGAAUUCCCUCACCUUUCCCCCACCUCUCUUACCCAGCCAGUCUCUGGUCAAGCUGAGUCUGCAGGAGAACCUGAUCGACCAGAUCCCUGUGGCGGCCUUUGCCGACCUGAACAGGCUCGAAAGACUGGAUAUUUCCUCCAACCACCUGCAGACUCUUACACAAGGAGUGUUCAAUGGCCUGUCGAGCUUAAAGCACCUCAUGGUGCGCAGCAACCCCUGGCGUUGCGACUGCUCUGUCAAGUGGGUGGUGGUGUGGCUCAAGUCAUUGCCGUCCUCCAUCAACGCCAGAGGGUUUGUGUGUAACAGUCCAGAGAAGGUGCGAGGCAUGACAAUCAGAGAGCUCACGCUGGAUAUUAUUGAGUGCCCUAUUUUCCCUGACCAAACACCCUGGCCCACCCUCCGCUCCACACCCCCUCCUCCACCCACCACCGCCCCUAUCACAACCAUGAUUUCCACCCUCAUCACCACAUCUAACCCUUACUACUUUGACUCCCCCUCUCCUCCCUUACCACCCAUCCAUAAUAACCCCCCUGGGCCACUUCCCCCCUAUGAGGAUCCCCUUCAGAUCUCCUUCCAUGUGAUCAACUCCACCAACAUCGAGGUGAGCUGGGCGUCCUAUUUCACUGUCACAGCUUACAAAGUCACUUGGGUCAAAAGUAGCCAAAGGCAAAACGAAGGGAUGCGGGAGAGGACGGUGAGCGGGGAUCGGCGCCACUUAAGCCUCGCUGACCUCGAGCCCCGCUCGGUGUAUCGGAUCUGCGUUCACGUUCUGGACACCCUCAACUCCUACAGACCAGGAGAGGAUACUAUCUGCUCCGACGCCAGGACCAAGGCGCCCGCUUCCACUAAGCCUCCCGGACGCGAGCAAGCCCCGCAGGACACCCUGAACUCCACGCUGCUCAUGGCUGGGAUUAUAGGCGGAGCGGUCCUCAUCAUCCUGGUGACGCUGCUGGGCUUGUUCUGCUGGCACAUGCACCGGAAGAGCCGGUCGUCCUCGACCAAGUGGAAAUACAACCGCGGGCGGAGAAAAGACGACUACUGCGAGGCGGGAACCAAGAAGGACAACUCCAUCCUGGAGAUGACUGAGACCAGUUUCCAGAUAGUGGCUCUGAACAAUGAGCAGCUGCUUAAGGGAGACUUCCGGAUCCAGCCCAUUUACACACCCAACGGGGGCAUUGGAUUUAGAGACUGUCACCUCAGCAACAACAGCAUAGCCUACUGCAAGAGCAGCAAUGUGCCCAGUACAGAGUUCUGCCACACGUGAUGCAGAGCUCGGACGGAUACGGACCAGAAAAAACUGCUUAAAUACACACUGUUUGUGUAGAUGACAUCUAAAAAAAAUAUACAAAAAUUCUAGUGAAAUAUAACUGUACCAUAUAUAUUUCCAAGAUAUGUCUACAAUGUAAUUUAUACUGUGGAUAAUAAUGUGGGAUUCUCUGCUAUCUUUUUUAUUCUUAGAAAAAAAGAGACACAAGUGGGGUUUUUUUCUUCUUUUUUUUAACCAGCAGGGUUUUGAAAGUCGUUUCAACGGUCAGUACUGUACACGAACAUAGGUUUGUACAAUCACAGCACCCUGGUGUAGCUCCUGACAGACAAAUAUAGCGUCAGCCUCGGAAACGAAAGGGCCGCUCCGGAGGGCUGGGAUCCUUUUGCUAACCACAGAAACAAAAUAUGACCUUUUCUGGUUAUUAUCCUCACAACUCCAAAAAUGAUUAUUCCCUCCCACCCCAGUCACUCCCUGGUAAACCAGAGCAAGGGGAAUUGAAGCACUGCUGAUUAGUGUUGUAAAAUUUAUAUAUAUAUUUAUAUAAGACCACCUUCUUAUUGACAGCAGCCAGACAGGAAGUGAGUAGGUGACUCGAGGUGAUGGAAUUGUGGAUAGAGAAUGUCAAAUUUGAGUAUUUGUUGAAAAUUUCCCAAAAGUGCCACACGAUGAUAAAACGCGUCUUUGUUCUGUUGCUUCACAGAGGAGGAUGGAAAUAGUCGUGACACAAACAAGAAGUCUAGGAAAGGAUGUUGUGCAGCUUCCAGCAAAAAUAAUUAAUGUGGGCUUAGAAGCAACAAAAGGAUUGUUGUCUGUAAUGAGGAGACUUGAAGCUGCAUUUCUAAUUGUAACGUGCACUUCUGUCUUUUUCUUGGCCUAAUCUUUUGGCCACAAGGGGGCAGGUUUUCCUUCAUCUGCUGAGUGUGGGACCAAGUAACGGUAGAGAGGCCAGAGAGAUCACUUUACCUCCACCGUUCGUUCUCCCCAGAGCCUUUUGCCCAGACAGCAUUACUCACGCUCAAGCAGCAUAGUCAUGCUCAUCGAGCUACUUAAUGACACGGAAGCUUUUAAAACUAACAGUGUUUUCAGCGUUUGGUGGCUAAAUGAUAUGGAUUUUCAGCUACAGCAUAAAGAUUCCUCUGAGAUUGGAGCAAGAACGAAAGAGGGGAGGAAUGAUGAAUUUGCAGAUGGCUUACACAUAACGCUAAUUAUACACCUACAUAUUUCAUCCUUGUCCCGCCGUUUAUUAGACAUAGUGAUGAAUUAGAAAAUGACUUUGAGAUCACACCCCGCCCAUGAUCACGCCGAGCUCUUCGCCUAGCUCAUCAUUAUUUAUCUCUUUGUCCCCACCCAGCACCCCCACCCCCUGCGAGGCGCCUUAUUUCAUUUUCGGGUUUGCUCGUCUCACACGUUUGUACCUGCUCUCUUCAGAGCGACAGUAGCUGGAAGGAUGACUCGCACUCUGUCCAACCCGAUUUACCCUUCAUUUCUGGGCUGCAUGCUCUUGAUCCCUGCAUGGGCUCAAUUAAAACCCUCUUCCUGCCCUCCGGCUCAGACGCAGCAGCAGCAGCAGCUCUUCAACGUGUGAGAGGUCUCCAUUUAUGCACUUCUUAGGACUCUAUUUGAUCUGACACAAUUUGAUUUUAAGGCGGCCAAGCUUAGAGAAUUCCCACCCACCUCUUUCCUCGUAAUCCUACCAAAAAAGGAAGAAAAAUAUGUCAACCGUAUUUUCACUCGGCCGCAUGAAGCCCGCUCUCGAUGAAGCAGCCUGUAACUCUUUGCGAGGCUCCACAGACGUGUGCAAACGUUUGCAGCGGCAAAACGUUCCAGAUUUUUCCUUUUCCAAAAUCUCUUGGUUUUAAUUUCAGCCAUGAUUACUUGUUUUAAGGCAUCCAAAUCCCUGCUGCUAAACAGUGGAUCACUAUGGUAAAACCGUUCGACAAUUAGCAAGUUAAAUGACGACUGUUUUUGUAUUUGUUUUUAAAUUGAAGUUAAUUUCUUAAAGAGUGACGAGUCCAUUUCCAUUAGAAAGGAUUGGAUUUUAUAAAAGCACCAUAUCAAGUUGGAACAGCACCAGCGUUUACAGUCUAAUUUACAGUAAUUGCUACACAAACACUAUUGUCAAAACAACCACGACCUCACAAUUUCCAAGUUGGAAUUGGAGGUCGGUUGCUUUUUUUCUGGCAAAUUAUUUGCUUUGACUGUGUCUGAUUUUAUAGUAAUAUUCGAUCACAUUUCCUAAUAAUCCGACCUGAAAACUGGGAGAAAAAUCUGCAGCGCCUGUUUUUUCCUAUCGGCUGCAUGAAGCUCCCUCUGGAAGAUUAACUUUAGUUGUUGGAAUUAAUUUUACAGAGUAGAUGAACAUUUAGAGCUGAAAAAAAAAGAAACACACUUGUUCCAGGUCAUGGAGAUAAUCGGUGGAAGUAUUUAUCCUCAGAGUUCUUGGCAAAAUUAGCUUCACUUGUCAGCAAUUCCAGCAGCAGCGGUUGAUUAUGUUUUUAGCUAAUUAUAUUUUGCACAUAUAUUUUGCAUCAUUUCCUAUGUCAGCCCUGGUAGAUUUAUAUGUUAAAUCAGAUUUGAAACCUGACGGGGAACAAAGCAGACAUUUUAAGGGAACAUUUUUACAAAAAGAUCCUGAUGUUGGAGCUGAUUCACUGCUAUGUGCAGUUCCUGCAUCUUUCAUUAUGUUUCUCUUUCACACAUUUGAAUCUGAGGCGGGAAAACUAGCUUAGCAUAUCGCAAACGUUAGAAAUGGGCAAGAGGUUCAAUUCAAACAUAAAAUGAUUCUCUCCAGCUGAUUUGUUGAUAAAUUCACAGGCAUGAUUUAUAAUAAUUGGUCUGAGUCCGGUCUCGCGUGUGUUUGGGUUUAAUCUAAGCAACUGGCUGCUUGCCUUUCAAAUAAUGAGGCAUCAGUUUAGUCAUUAGUUUUGAGAGUGAGGUAUGUUGAUUCAACUUUCCCUUUAAAUAUAACAUAGUCAGCGGUUCUGUGUGAAAUAAAAUCUAAAAAAAACCCUGAGGUAUUGCAUUCUAAAAAGCCGACAAAAAUCAGCUUGCUAAACUUCUUGUUAUUUCAUUUUCCUUUGUAUGACCUGCCAAUUCAGCUGCCUUUUCAUAAACACCUAGAAAAAUAAGAAAGCAACCAACAGACAUUUCUUGAUUGUCUCCAUAAGAGUAUCACAGGAUGUGAGCCUCACUGGAUCAAAUUUUUUUAAUUCCCAAACAAAAUCUAUCAAAAUGUUCUCAAAGCACAUGUCGGUUGUUGCAUUCACUGGCUCAAAACUCUGGGAAUUCUGAGGUUUGAUAUGUUAAGAGACUUAAAAAAAAAAAAAUUUAAAUAUUCAGUGAAUCGUUUUGAUAACAAAGUACAUUAACUCUGUUCACAAAGCGAAACCCAUUAGACGUAUUACUUGCACAUACAAAGCUGUUUUCAAACUUUUAUUUCUCUCAUUUAUGAUAAUUUUCCACUUCAGCCAAUGAAAACAAGGCACUUAAAGUUGGAAGAUGACAGACCAAUAAAAAAGGACAGCAAAAUGUUUAGAUUUUAAUGUUCACAGUUCAGAAAUGUAGGCUUAGUAAAAAUGUGUUUCAUACUUUAUUUCACAAGCUUGCUUUCAAAAUGUACUUUUAAUCCGACCAAAAGCAUCAUUGGUUGCAUAUUCUAAUUUAUUGAAUAUACCUGGCAUCUAGGGCCAAAAUUGUGUGAUUCUAAUAUUAAAAUAAAUUUGUUUUUAAUUUUCAAAACAUGUCACUGUUGUGAUAUCUAUUUUAGCUCACCAACUACACCAUAAAGAACCAAAAUCAUCUCCAAAUGCAUGUAUUUUACUGUAAAUUAGAGAUUUUUUUACAGUGCAGUAAUGCCUGCCUGCUCAAUCGAUAGUUGAAAGUCUAGUGUUUCUGCUGCUGUUGUUUUGUGGGCCGGAAGGUGAAAAGUUUGGGAAUCGGUUCUCUACGCAAAUAUUGCCCAAGUCGGACACGAUUAGGCGGGUUAAUCAUCAGCUUCUGUGGUUACCGAAGCCUCCCCGAUUUUUUUAUCCCACCAUUUUUCUACCAACACCUGCAUAUCAGCUCGCCCUGCUCCCAAUGUCCAGCGACGGAGACCGGACUAGCCCGCCGAGCGCCCGACAGGUCUCCCGGUUCCCGCCGUCCACGCGCCGUUCCCGCGGAACGCUCUCCCACGCGGCGACGCGCCGCCGUCAACCUUUGUCUGCCCAUGCCUUUUCAAAGACAGAAGCCCCAUUUUAAAGCCACCUGCUGGCCAAACAAGUCAGGUCAAAUCAUUGCCGCCUAGUAUCUGCCCCGUCUGUGAAUGUUUAACGGAGACGGAUGUUUGCCUUGCCUUCAUUUUGCUAGCCACAGAGAGCUAACGGGGCGAAAGAUGGGAAGAGACGUCAAGGAAAGCACAUUUCUUACAGAGCCCGAAGAGGCAAACAAACCGUUGGCAUCGAGCGCUCUACCUAACCGUAGACGGUUGGUCCAACGUUUGGUGCCAAAAAAUGAGCCUGAGCAGGCAGCGGUGGAGCUUUGGUUGUUUUAAGGCAUUUCUCAUAACUUUGCUGACAGAACGUGGCGUCAGCGUCAGGACCAACAGAAACCCUUUCACAGUGUUCCCUUUGUGUGUGUGUGUGUGUGUGUGUGUGUGUGUGUGUGUGUGCGCGCGCCGAGACGCUAACAGGCAUGUUUUAGUCCAAAACCAGGAACAAAAAACAACAGAAAACAAAGAUGAUUGGACUUUUGUUGUAAAAUACAAAUAAAAUUAAGACACAGACUUUUUAUUUGUUAUUCUUUGCAGCCCUCAACAGAUGAUAGAAAUCUGAAUGUUGCUUUUGUAUCAUACAAACAAACUCGCAGGCAAAGAGAAAAGAAAAAAAAAAAAAUCCACCUUCCCCUCCACCCCCACAGUCCAAGAUGGACACAUCUGCAACCGUUUUUCUAUCUCAAAAGUUUCUGCUACUUUUGUGUACCUCGAAGGAGUUCUGCUGCUUUUUUUUUUUUUUGACCGGAGUUCAAAUACAGCUGAAUAAAAGCAUACGAAAUAAACACAUGUCUGAAAUUUUAAGGCGUCUAGACAAAGAUGAUUGUUUUUGUGUCAUAUUUUAGAGGCUGUGAUUCUGGCGAAAGUGAGAUGAAGAGUGUCAGAAUGCGAGAAAGCGUUUAGUUUAGUUUUUUUUUUGGGCCUGUACAUGUUUGGUAAACGAAUGUUCCCAUCAUAAAACCAUAAUGUCAAAACAUAAUGCAUCGUUUGAUUAUUUUAGUUUGAAAAUGCAAAAUACUCGGUUCUCAGGGUCAAAAAUGGAUGAAUAGAGAUUUGAAUUGUGGUUGAAAUGAUCAAAUUUUGAGUGUAAAAAAAAGCAAACAAUUUUUAUUUCAUCGGCGCUUGUGACCUUAGGAAGUACCGUGUCAAAGUUGAUGUCACAAAUAUUUUUUACCACAAAUAAUGAAGGAGCAAAAUCAUACAAAGUGAAAACCUCUACAGUUUGGAGAAUGACAAUAAUAGAUAGAAAAAAACAAUAAAGAUAAAAAAAACCUCUGAAGCAUUUACUACUGCAACUUCAAAUAUGGAGGCUGUUUUCAUUGGCCGGUGGAUUUUUAUUAUUUCAUUAUAUUUAAGAAAUAUGUGUUCUUGUCCUUCUUUGACCCGAGAAAUACUGACUGCUUGCAUUUCAAUGUCAUAUUCUACAUUUAAAAAUGCAAACAAAAAUUCUUUGUUUUUAGGUUGCCAUCAUUUCCAAAGAGAAAAUCCAAACAUUAAGACACAUGUGAGCUUUUGCACCAAUUGUUUUUACAUUGUGGGGUGAAGAAAAUCAUUGACAUAAUAUUUUAAUCACAGGAAAAAACAAACAAACUGCAUUUUAAAUUGAACAUUAAUUAAAACCUCUCAAUAAUUUUGUUUCUUAAUUACUGUUUCUGUGAACAUUCAACAUGGAUGAACUGUUCACAUUAAAGCGUUUUUUUGUUUGUUUGUUUUGUUUUUGAGUCAAAGACUCUGGGUUCAUGUCAUCUUUACUCCAUACCGACAAAACCAAAUUAUUAGUGACAUUUUUAGUUUUUUUUUUUUGCAUGUACUGUAUUUAGCUUCCUAGCCUUUCAUUUUGUUCUCUCACCAGGUUUUGGACUGGCCUUUUUUUUGUUUGUUUUUUUCUUUUCUCCGUCUCUCUGCUGAAGAAAAUCCCCGGAGGUGGUCGAGCUGCAGCGUGAGCGAGCGUCCGCAGAACGCUUCAUGUGGUUCGCAGGACGCAGGCUGGAAAAAAAACAAAAAAUAAUUGAAAAAUUUUUUUUUGCAGUGCAUGUAAAAUGGCUUCGUUCAGAGUACCAGCUUCUCGUUUAGACGCGGCAGUGUUACAUUAGCCAUCCACACCGAGACAUUUUUAGGAACCAAAGUUGAUUUUUUUAUUUUUUCUUGGUUUUGUUUUUUGUUCUCAUGAUGAAAUAUUGAUGUUGUUCCAUGUAUGUGCCUUGAGGUUGAACUUACAAUGUAAAGUCCUUGAAACCUUUAAAUGUUUUUGCACAAACUGUAAAUACUUAAGUGAAGCUUUUGGAGAAAUAAAAAGAGCCAUUGGAUUUAAACUAA
Poeciliopsis prolifica (blackstripe livebearer) is the source of this 10260-nucleotide messenger RNA. RefSeq names its product fibronectin leucine rich transmembrane protein 2 (gene flrt2). The transcript is spliced from 2 exons. Gene Ontology annotation, molecular function: protein binding. Lineage: Eukaryota; Metazoa; Chordata; Actinopteri; Cyprinodontiformes; Poeciliidae. The record is from RefSeq and is a predicted model, not a curated record. Bases 1713 to 3692 code for a protein of 659 amino acids.